Eleginops maclovinus (Patagonian blennie) is the source of this 1524-nucleotide messenger RNA. It is a transcript of the gene tmem128, whose product is annotated as transmembrane protein 128. The transcript has 4 exons. The record is from RefSeq and is a predicted model, not a curated record. Bases 73 to 567 code for a protein of 164 amino acids. Lineage: Eukaryota; Metazoa; Chordata; Actinopteri; Perciformes; Eleginopidae.
GACUCCGUCUAACAGGAAGUGCCUUCUAAUGAUUAGCCUUUAGAACUGUAAGAUAAACUUAGCAUCAACAAAAUGCUGAACGAAAGUGAACUUGCCACUUUGCGGAAUAGAUUUAAGAAAGAUGCCGAGUUUCUUAUGCAAACAAGGACACAUGGCGACGAAGAUGAGAAGAGUCAGGAAGAAAAAGAUGCUAAGCCUCUCCCUCGCAUUAACAGACACUCCAUUUUCUGGAUCGUGGCAUCUGUAGCUGUUACCUACUAUGUGGAUUUCCUCAACAACAUCAUAGAGAACGAUGAUAUCAAAAGUUGGUGGUUCAAUGUGGGUCUGGUCCUCCUUGGGAUCUGCCUGUCUCUGGCCAUGUUUUGCAUCGUGUAUCUGGAAUGGUACAAAGGCAUCAAUCACUACGAACUAGUGUACCCUGCCAUUCCUCCCGUCACCACCGCAGCCUUCAUUGCUGCAUCUUGCAGCUUAAACAUUGCCCUGUGGCCAGUGUGGUCCUUCUUCACUCCGCUCAUCCUCUUCACACAGUUCAUGGGUGUGGUCAUGUUCAUCUCUAUGCUCGGGUGAAGAUGAUACUCUUUCUUUUUGUACAAAAAGCUCUGUCAUUUUAAUUUGCACAAAAUGUCUUCUUUUUUAUGAAUAACAUUGUAUUUGGUCUCCAAUCGGACAUAUUAAUAUGGUUGUUGUUGUUAAACUUUGAAUAUGCUUUUUACUUAAAGAAUUGGGACAAUGUUGAGUUUUCUUUGAAUGGUUCCCCCCCUUUACAUUCACUUAUUUCUUAAACAAUGCUCUGUCGCAUCAACACACACUUUAGUUUAUUCAGAUAACAUGCACUUCAAAAAUCUUAGACACUCCAGCGCCAACAGAAAUGUUCCCAUCCUCCCUGCCAUUGUUUCCCGUCUGUCCCUCACACCUUCCAGUCUUAAACCUGCAGCAGAUGUAGACCGUCCUGCUGCAACAACACAGCUGUUGUCAGUGUGUAUUGAUGCUUUAGGCUGGGGCAGGUCAGCAUUGUGGUGUGUGUGUAAGCUGAUGGCGUAACCAUCUCAGUUUAUGAUUUGUCACGUCUAUGUUUUAUUAAAGAAAAGAAUGUGUCGAGAUGUCAAGCAUUGUGUAGAGAGUUGGCAAACAGCACUAGUGUGAUGAAUGAUUCGAGAAUAAGCCUUUUUCACAGAAGACAUUUUGGCGUGUUGCAGUGAGAAAAGGUGUUCCCUAAUAGCUGGUGGCUACUGAUGAUAUUUAAGGUCAAAUGUUUUUCAGGGAGCCCACAAUUCACACAACAGGGCCUUAAAACCAAAGCAGUUAAGUGGCAUUUAGUCUCUGUUCAUUUAUUUUAUUUAAAUGCACCUGUGCUAAUCCUAAUGUGACAAAUGUCCUCGGUGAAAAUGGCCGUGUGUAUUGCUAUGUGUGUGUAAGCAAUAGAAAGAAAUUGUUGUUACUGUUAAUGAAACUAACAAAGAUUUCGAAAUCAUUGAAGUCAUUGAAAAUGUUUUCUUGUUAAUAAACAUUUAUAACUUUUCACUA